Anopheles merus is the source of this 905-nucleotide messenger RNA. Its product is annotated as GILT-like protein 2. Bases 121 to 804 code for a protein of 227 amino acids. Gene Ontology annotation, molecular function: oxidoreductase activity, acting on a sulfur group of donors, disulfide as acceptor. The record is from RefSeq and is a predicted model, not a curated record. The transcript has 5 exons. NCBI's taxonomy places the organism in Eukaryota, Metazoa, Arthropoda, Insecta, Diptera, Culicidae.
CAAGUGCUUCGGUGAUUCAUUAGCUUGGGACUGGUUGGUUCAUCAGCAGAGUGAUUGGGUUGUGGUUUCAUUUGUUGUUAUUCUUGCUUCUAGAGAACAUCUUUUUCCACGAUAAGCAAAAUGAGGCCAUAUACAGCCAAUUCCCUCAUGGAGCUUCUAUUCAUGACGGUAUUGAUUGGCUAUCUUUUGCUGCUGUGCUCUGUUAGAGCAGCCGCUACGAAUAAUGUCAAUGUUCAGAGCUCAAACCCUCUUAACAAGACUGAUCAACUGCCAGUCACCAUCUACUACGAGACUCUGUGCAGUGAUAGCAUGGUUUUUAUAACUCAUCAGCUCUAUCCUUCCUGGUUGCGUCAUCAAAAAGAAAUGAAGCUUCGGCUGGUGCCCUUUGGAAAGGCAUGGAUCGAGGAGCAUCCCAACGAAGAACCCAAAUAUCAUUGCCAGCAUGGACCUCGGGAAUGUCAGCUGAACAUUUUGCACGGCUGCAUUCUCAAAAAACUGCCACCCAAAAAGGCAUUCUCGGUGGUGGCGUGUCUCAUGAAAAACUUCCGCACUAGCUUCGAACAGUGCAUGGAAGGACAUGAGUCGUUCCAAACCUCCGUCGUUAAUUGCAGCCAAGGGCAACAGGGAGCUAAGUUGUUCAAAGAGUUUGCCAACGAAACAGAUAACGUUCAUCGGCCACUUCCCUUCGUACCAACGAUUGUUGCUGAUGAGCCCUAUAACUAUUACGAGCAAGACGACUGGUUGCAACAUUUUGACAGGAAGUUUAUCGAACGUUAUGAGGCAAAGUUUGGUGUUAAGCUAUGAUGUGCGUCAUUAUGUGAAACAUGAAUAAGGUUUCAAUUUUUGUAGGAUUGACGAGCAGGGGUCAAACAAAUAUGCGUAAUAAAAUUUUAUCAAGAAUCAUU